UCUUAUCUCAAAUAUAUUGUUUAUUGACGAGGUAUCAGCUGCUAAACUUGUGAAAGAAUAAAAUGUCUGCCAAUUUUCUAAAGAAUUUUAAAUUAUCAAAAACAACAAAAAAUAUUGUGAGGUAUGGUUCAAAAAGUGCCACAAAUGUGGCUUAUAAAACUAAGGUUGCUGAACAAAUAAAUCAAAUCAAAAACCAAGCUCUUUUAGGAGGUGGGCUAAAUAAAAUCGAUGAACAACAUAAGAAGGGAAAACUAACAGCACGCGAGCGUAUUCACUUAUUUCUUGACGACAACAGUUUUGUGGAAUACGAUAUGUUUGUAGAACACACUUGCACAAAUUUUGGAAUGGACAAACAAAAAUUUCCAGGCGAUUCUGUAGUUACAGGUCAUGGCUUGGUUAAUGGACGCCCAGUAUACAUAUUUAGUCAAAACUUUACCGUGUUUGGUGGAAGUCUUUCGAGUGUCCAUGCGAGGAAAAUUUGUAAAAUGAUGGACAAAGCAAUAGUAAACGGUGCCCCAAUUAUUGGACUGAAUGACUGCGGAGGCGCGCGUAUACAAGAAGGCGUAGAAUCGUUAUCUGGAUAUGCUGAUAUAUUCCAGAGAAAUGUUUUGGCCUCCGGAGUUGUUCCCCAGAUAUCACUAAUUAUGGGUCCAUGUGCUGGAGGCGCUGUUUAUUCACCGGCGCUCACAGAUUUUGUGUUUAUGGUAGAAGACACUUCGUUUCUGUUUGUUACAGGCCCUGAUGUGAUCAAAUCAGUGAAUAACGAAGAAGUCACUAGAGAGGAAUUAGGUGGUGCCCGAACACAUACAACAAUAUCGGGAAAUGCACAUAAGUCAUUUAAAAAUGAUAUUGACGCUCUCUUGCAAUUAAGACAUUUUUUAACUUAUCUACCUCAGUCACGUAAUCACCCGGCACCUAUUAGGAUUUGCGACGAUCGAAGUGACUUAGAUGUCCUGGCUCUGGACUCAAUAAUUCCGCUAGAACCUAGCGCUCCCUAUGACAUGCUGGACAUAAUCCACUGCAUAGUGGACGAAAGAGAAUUUUUUGAGAUAAUGCCAAAUUAUGCUAAAAAUAUUGUGGUUGGAUUUGCACGAAUGAAUGGCAGAUCUGUCGGCUUCGUUGGAAAUCAACCAAAAGUCGCCGCUGGUUGUUUGGACAUUAACGCGUCCGUAAAAGCGGCGCGAUUUGUGCGUUUCUGUGAUGCGUUCAAUUUGCCGAUUAUUACUUUAGUUGACGUCCCAGGCUUUCUGCCAGGAAUUUCUCAGGAGCAUGCGGGAAUUAUCAGACACGGAGCGAAGUUAUUGUACGCUUAUGCUGAAGCUACAGUUCCCAAACUCACCGUGAUUGUCAGAAAAGCUUAUGGUGGAGCUUAUGAUGUAAUGUCAUCCAAACAUUUGAGAGGAGACGUUAAUUAUGCUUGGCCAUCAGCUGAAAUUGCCGUGAUGGGAGCUAAGGGCGCUGUAUCAAUUUUGCACCGAAAUGAAAGCGAUGUUACAGAAUAUGUUAAUGAAUAUACAGAAAUGUUCAACAGCCCUAUACCUGCUGCCCAAAAAGGCUUUAUCGAUGACAUUAUUGAGCCACGUACAACUAGAUGGCGACUUUGCAGAGACUUGGAAGUCCAAGCAACAAAAAAACUAGUGAACCCUCCAAAAAAGCACGGCAAUAUGCCUUUAUAACUAGUCUAUUAUAAUUUUAUAUUUUCUAGUUUAAUUUUAACAACAGAUGCUCAUCUUUGUAACUUGUACAAAAUUAUUUUAACGUUCUAAAACAAUAAAAAUAAACUCAUCUUUA
Messenger RNA from Tribolium castaneum (red flour beetle), 1791 nucleotides. RefSeq names its product propionyl-CoA carboxylase beta chain, mitochondrial. Lineage: Eukaryota; Metazoa; Arthropoda; Insecta; Coleoptera; Tenebrionidae. The record is from RefSeq and is a predicted model, not a curated record. The transcript is spliced from 9 exons. Gene Ontology annotation, molecular function: propionyl-CoA carboxylase activity. Gene Ontology annotation, cellular component: mitochondrion. Bases 63 to 1676 code for a protein of 537 amino acids.